GAUUGAGUUGAGAAUGGGGCACAGUUCGAAGAAGAAGAAGAAGCAUGGAGGAGGAGGAGGAGGAGGGAGUGGACGUAGGAGUAAAGGAAGAGCACCUUCCACAGAUCAUGCUUCUCAAUUCGGCGUCGAUGAUAACGAGCAGCUUUCCGAAGAGAUUACUGCAUUAUGUGCAAUUUUUCAAGAGGACUGCAAGGUUCUUCCUGGAUCUCCUCCUCAAGUAGUCAUUAAGCUCAGGCCCUACUCAAAGGACAUGGGCUAUGAAGAUGUAGAUGUUUCUGCUGCUCUUGUUGUUAGGUACUUACCUGGAUAUCCCUUCAAGUGUCCAAAGUUGCAGGUUACUCCUGAGAAUGGCUUAUCUGAAACUGAUGCUCAUCGUCUUUUGUCUCUCCUCCUUGAUCAGGCUAAUUUAAAUGCUAGGGAGGGACGAGUAAUGAUCUUUAAUUUAGUUGAGGCAGCCCAAGAAUUUCUGUCUGGAAUUGAGCCAAUUGCCAAAUCAACUGAAUCUAACAUUUUACAGUCAACUAUGGAAAGCACUGAAGAAUCGUUUCUCAAGGAUAUGUCAUCUUCAAAUAAGAAUAGAACCUUUGUUUAUGGUUUCAUAGACCUUUUCAGUGGCUAUGGAGAGUCAUGGACUUGGGGUUUUGGAAUGGAUGAAAUUUCUGGAAAAAAUUCUUCUCUUCCUCCCUCGAAGUUAGAUUCCUCAAAACCACGUUUUGAGGCCCGGGAAAAGAAAUCUGAUAGUAAGGAAAAACCGUUAAUAAUGGAAGAACUUCCUGCCAAACUAGAUACUGUUGGAGAAGUGAGCGAAGACAGUAAAAAUAGCUUAUUUUUGACUCAUUCAAGUAGAUCUCUGGUGGAUGAUUUUGCAGGGAAUGACAAUGAAGGUGAGAAAGAGUAUUUUAUCGUUGAUGAGUAUACAACAGACGAUAAUGAAGGUAUGUAUGAAAGUGAGUCUUCAGAGUCUUUGUCUUCUCAUCACCAACCAUCUGAAAUAGUUGCAAAGGAUCUAAUAAUGGUUCACAUGCUUCGCCUUGUUUGUGCUUCCAAAGGAACACUGGCUGACUCUUUGCCACAAGUAGCAACAGAGUUGUAUAAUUUAGGGAUCUUUUCUGACUCGGCACGUGAUAUGGCCACUCAACCGCAUUCGCUUUUCAACAAAACCUUUGAUCAUGUUUUCCAGAAACACAUGGCUUCAUCCAAAACAUCUCAAUUUUGGAAACCUUCUGAUCUUGGAGGCUCAACCCACAGUUCUCGAUAUUUGAAUGAUUUUGAGGAGCUACAGUCUCUUGGUCAUGGUGGUUUUGGCCAUGUUGUGUUGUGCAAAAAUAAACUCGAUGGAAGGCAGUAUGCAGUAAAGAAAAUUCGCCUAAAAGACAAAAGCAUGCCUGACCGAAUAUUAAGGGAAGUAGCUACACUUUCUCGUUUACAGCAUCAACAUGUUGUUCGGUAUUAUCAGGCAUGGUUUGAAACUGGAGUUGCUGAUUCUUAUGGUGAUCCUGCUUGGGGUUCAAGGACUCCAGGGAGCUCUACUUUCAGCUAUAAAGCUGCAAGCUCCAACAAUGCCUUUGGGCAUGAGAAUCAGCUUGAAUCAACAUACCUUUAUAUACAAAUGGAGUACUGUCCUGGGACUCUUCGCCAGGUGUUUGAAUCAUAUAAUAAUUUUGACAAAGAAUCGGCAUGGCAUUUGUUUCGCCAAAUAGUGGAAGGCUUGGUACACAUACAUGGGCAAGGGAUUAUUCAUCGGGACUUAACACCAAGUAACAUAUUCUUUGAUGCACGCAAUGAUAUUAAAAUUGGUGAUUUUGGUCUCGCCAAGUUCUUGAAGUUGGAGCAACUGGAUCAAGAUCUGAACCAUCCUGCUGUUACGACUGGAGUUUCCAUUGAUGGCACUGGACAAGUUGGGACGUACUUCUAUACAGCUCCUGAAAUUGAGCAAGGAUGGCCCAAGAUUGAUGAAAAGGCUGAUAUGUACAGCUUAGGAGUGGUUUUCUUUGAGCUUUGGCACCCAUUUGGAACAGCAAUGGAGAGACAUGUUGUUUUAUCUGACCUGAAACAAAAAGGGGAGCUUCCUCCUGCUUGGGUUGCUGAGUUUCCAGAACAGGAAUCGUUAUUGCGGCGGUUAAUGUCUCCGGGUCCUUCAGAUCGCCCUUCUGCCACAGAACUUAAAAAUGCACUUCCCCCGCGAAUGGAAUCCGAAUUAUUGGAUGAUAUCCUACGAACAAUGCAGAAAUCAGAGGAUACAAGCAUAUAUGAUAAAGUUUUAAAUGCCAUCUUUGAUGAAGAGAUGUUAAGCACAAAACACAUUCGCCAUGUUGGUGGAUUGGGGUCAGUUGGAGAAAACAGUUCAUCCAUUCUGUACCCAGAUUUUCAAACUGAGGUUCGAGAUUAUGUUGCAGAUGUCAACAGGGAAAUUUUCAGGCAGCAUUGCGCAAAGCACCUAGAAAUUUUAACAAUGCGAUUAUUGGAUGGUUGUCAACAGUUUAAUAGAAAUGCAGUUAAACUUCUGACCCAUGGAGGAGACAUGCUUGAACUUUGCCACGAGCUGCGUUUGCCUUUUGUGAACUGGAUUAUAUCUAACCAGAAAUCUUCGUUCAAACGAUAUGAGAUAUCUUGUGUCUACAGAAGAGCAAUUGGUCAUUCAUCUCCAAACCGCUUCCUUCAGGGAGAUUUUGACAUUAUUGGUGGUACCUCAGCAUUGACAGAGGCAGAGGUCAUAAAGGUCACAAGGGACAUAGUCACUUGUUUUUUCCAUUCAGACUCAUGUGACAUUCAUCUAAACCACGGUGACCUCCUGGAUGCAAUUUGGUCAUGGAUUGGAGUCAAGGUAGAACACAGACUUAAAGUAGCAGAGCUUCUUUCAAUGAUGGGUUCUUUGCGUCCACAAUCCUCAGAAAGGAAAUCAAAAUGGGUAGUGAUAAGGCGGCAGCUUUUGCAGGAACUGAAUUUAGCAGAAGCUAUGGUAAAUAGGUUGCAGACAGUAGGUUUAAGAUUCUGUGGAUCUGCAGAUCAGGCACUUCCCAGAUUAAGAGGAGCUCUUCCAUCAGAUAAACGUACGUUCAAGGCACUUGAUGAAUUGUCUGAGCUUGUCAGUCUCUUGAGAAUUUGGAGGAUUGACAAAAAUGUCUAUAUAGAUGCAUUAAUGCCGCCAACUGAAAGUUAUCAUAGAGAUUUGUUUUUUCAGGUAUACUUGAGGAAGGAGAACAGUCCUGGGUCGCUUUCUGAAGGUGUCUUGCUGGCUGUUGGUGGUCGAUAUGACUUUUUGCUUCAUCAGUUGUGGAGUCAAGACUAUAAAGGAAAUUCCCCCACUGGGGUGGGGAGUAGCCUUGCAAUAGAGACAAUAAUUCAGAAUUGUCCUGUGGAUUUUAAGCCCAUUAGAAAUGAAGCCAGCACCAGUAUUCUUGUCUGUUCAAGAGGAGGAGGUGGUCUGUUGGAGGAGCGCAUGGAACUAGUUGCUGAACUAUGGGAGGAGAACUUUAAGGCUGAAUUUGUUCCCACCCCUGAUCCAAGUUUUACAGAGCAGUAUGAGUAUGCUAACGAACAUGAUAUCAAAUGUCUUGUCACCAUCACAGAUACAGGUUUCUCCCUGACAGAUUCUGUUAAGGUUCGACACCUUGAACUUAAGAAGGAGAAAAACGUCGAAAGACAAAACCUAGUCAAGUUUCUAUGGGAUGCUAUGGCAACACAGUUUAGAAACCCCGCCAUUUGGAUUUGAUUAGAAGCUCAACUGUUUUGCCUUAUACAUUAGUAGACGAUGGAGUUGUUCUUGGAUCAUACUGAAUAUCACCUGAUUAUGUUUCAUUCAGCAGCUGAACAAUAGAUUCUGAGUAAACCAGAUUAUCAACAGGAUGCCUUCCACCUGAAUGUAGAAGAAAAUUCAUAUAGAUCAGUUUUGCAGCUUUAUUUGAUUGUCCUCUCUCUCUCUAUUUUUUGUAGUUUUUUUUUUUUUUUGGUGCAAAGAGGUGAUGUAAAUAUUACUGUAACUUUUCUUUGUGUUCUUUACUUUCUGCCCUCACUGUUAGUAAGGUGUACUAGUUCUAAUAUGCUGAUGUGUAAAGGUAACAUAAUGUAAUCAAUUCAGUUUCGUUUAGUUACUGAUUAGUUGAGUAUGACUCAUAAGCUGAGUCAUCACUAAGGCUCUUAAAUAGAGCUUGUAUCAGAAUACUGUGAAUGUUUCUUUCUCUCUCUUACAUGCAAAUACA
Gastrolobium bilobum is the source of this 4199-nucleotide messenger RNA. Its product is annotated as eIF-2-alpha kinase GCN2. The record is from RefSeq and is a predicted model, not a curated record. Gene Ontology annotation, cellular component: mitochondrion; cytosol. Gene Ontology annotation, molecular function: ATP binding; eukaryotic translation initiation factor 2alpha kinase activity; protein binding. Gene Ontology annotation, biological process: protein phosphorylation; mitochondrial translation. NCBI's taxonomy places the organism in Eukaryota, Viridiplantae, Streptophyta, Magnoliopsida, Fabales, Fabaceae. Bases 14 to 3712 code for a protein of 1232 amino acids. The transcript has 29 exons.